Molecule: messenger RNA, 846 nt
Organism: Oldenlandia corymbosa var. corymbosa
Lineage: Eukaryota; Viridiplantae; Streptophyta; Magnoliopsida; Gentianales; Rubiaceae
Source: the annotation of a GenBank genome assembly
AUGUAUCAUCUCUCAUACAAUGGAAAGGUUCAACUUCAUAUUGAUGAAAAUGUGAGUAGGGAUAUGAAAAUUCUAUAUCAAACCCGAGUGAAGAGUUCAUAUAGAAAAUUUGUUCGUGCUCCAGCUCCAAGAGGUAAUGGGAGAAAAGAUUAUUUUAAAAUUUGGAGACAAAAAUUGGGAAAUGAUGUAUUUGAUCAGCGAAUGCAAAUAAAUGACCAAAAGUGGAUUAGAGUUGAUGAUGAGGAUGUGAUGGAGAAUAACGUGUCAGGUUUUAAGAGUCAUAGGGAUGUGCAUGGAAUGAAUAACUGGGAAAAACUUGAUUUGAUGCCGGCUAAUUUGGCUAGAGAUGUUGAAAAACAGUUUCAAAAGAAGUUAUUGAUUCUUGAUUUGAAUGGAAUUCUCGUUCAUGUGGUGCAUAAAGAGAGUGUUCUGGGCCUAAAUUUGCAUACAAAAUGUGACUAUGUAAUGAUGCAUUCUUAUGUUUUCAAGAGAAAAUACAGUGAUGAAUUCCUUGAAUUUUGCUUCGAACGAUUUCAUGUUGCCAUAUGGUCAUCAAGAAAGUGGGAUAAUCUAGAUUCUAUUUUGCAAAAUCUAUUCCCAAGUGCUCGUGAUAGAUUCAUUUGUAGAUAUAGUCAAGAACAAUGUCAUAAAGUAAACCAAGUUUUUUGUAAAGAUUUGACUCGUAUUUGGGUAGAUUUACGGGCAAUGAAAUUUGGGGAAUUUGAUGAGAGCAAUACUUUACUUGUGGACGAUUCCGUCGAAAAAAGCGUGAGAAAUCUUGUAGCAAAGGAAAAUGAGAAUCAGAAAUUGAAUGCAUUGAAAUGGAGUUUGACUAACCUGUGCUGA